UCGCAAUCAAACCAUGGUUUGUGAGUUCUCUCUGCUAAAGAAAGAUGGCCUUGGCAAUAGCUUCUCAACAUAUUCUAAACUCAUAUUUCCGAAUCAAUCUGCUGUCAUAUUGACCAGACUUUCACCUAGCUAAAGCCUCUAGAUUUUGCUGUAGAGUAGCGUACAAGCACGAUUCAAGAAUGUUAACCUCUCACCACCCGCCACCUAUCCACCGGCUAGGGCAACACCCUUUCCUUUGCUUGACCACCGCUCUCACUUUUCUUUUUUUCUUUCCUACCCUCAAAUGUCAAAUCUGCCCAGUUACAAUCUUCCCUGCCUUGAUAAUAAUAACAUGUUCAUUGCUCUCGACCAUAAAUUCCGGUUCUGAUUCAAUCUGUUUUCCGUCACUCUGUCUCCCUCUCCAAUUCUGCACCGGCUUCCUCCAGAAAUGCAUAACGAUUGAAGGAGUGGCACCGUGAUACCACGGGAAUAGCGAGUAAACAUAGGGGAGAAAUCGAUAA
Molecule: messenger RNA, 500 nt
Organism: Fusarium redolens
Lineage: Eukaryota; Fungi; Ascomycota; Sordariomycetes; Hypocreales; Nectriaceae
Exons: 1
Coding region: 180-458 (92 amino acids)
Source: RefSeq, a predicted model, not a curated record